UUUCAGCCGCGUUAUUCCUGUUCAUUUCGUCAUGGUAAAAAUGACAAAAUCAUUUUUCGUCUAUAUUUAGCUACUGAUUACACGAGGAGAAGCUUUUCAAGCCACGAGCUCUCAAAACGUUCAGUUAUGUCGCGCUUUUUAACAAUAUAUCCAGUGGCACUAUAUAACGUACCGCGCGGCGCUUCCUUCCGUGUUGUUGCAUGUCACGCCACGAUUGGCCGAGCGCGUCUCCGACAUUUUUAACCCGGCACUUCCCUCGCAGUCAAACCGCCGCAGCACAAGACGUGAAGAUGGAGAGCAGCUCCUCGUUCGUUGUCAAAUCGCUGGUAUUUUGCCUAUUGUGGUCGCACUAUGAGGCAAGAGAGACGGAGUUGAAAGGGGUCACCUGCGGUUCACUGGUGAAGCUCCUGAACACCAGACACAGCGUCCGUCUCCAUUCCCACGAUGUCAAAUAUGGCUCAGGGAGCGGCCAGCAGUCUGUAACUGGAGUGGAGAAUGCAGAUGAUGGCAACAGUUAUUGGCAGAUACGAGGAAAGCCCAACCAUCCGUGUCAGCGUGGGACAGCAAUUAAGUGUGGUCAGGCUAUACGCUUCACACAUAUGAAGACUGGCCGGAACCUUCACACACACCACUUCACCUCCCCCUUAUCAAAUAAUCAGGAGGUCAGUGCAUUUGGAGAGCAUGGCGAGGGCGAUGACCUGGACAUUUGGACGGUGCAGUGCGAUGGUGUGUACUGGGAGCGCAAUGAUGCUGUGCGAUUCAAACAUGUAGGUACCAAUGUUUUCCUGAGUGUGACGGGUGAGCAGUAUGGCCCCCCCAUCAGAGGCCAACUGGAGGUACACGGCAUGACCUCACCAAACCAGCAUAACUGGUGGCAGGUUAUGGAAGGGGUCUUCAUCCAGCCAAGCCAGGAUCCACUCCACCAAUCUAUCCAUCACAGUGAACUCUGAAAUCAAAACCAGCUAUCACAUAACUCGUCCAUGACUGUGCCAUGGUUCGCGGGUAUGCUGGAGCCUAUCUCAGCUGACCGUUGGGCGAGAGGAAGAGUACACCCUGAACUGGUCGCCAGCCAAUCACAGGGCAAAUGUAGACAAACAAUCAUUCACACUCACGUUCACACCUACGGACAAGUUAGUCGUCAAUUAACCUACAAUGCAUGUCUUUGGACUCAGGAUUCCGAUUAAAUGAGUUCCAAAUCCGAAGAUGGACUUGGAGAAGGGCUGGAGUAGCUGUACUCUCCUCUUACCAGAAACUGUGGACUGCCAUCUGGAUGUUUUUCCAGUUCUCGAUCCAGAUGAGCAAGGCUCUGGUUUAUGUUGUCCAGCUCUACUUGAAUUCUCUUGUACUCAAGGUAAUCCUGCUCAAACUCUUGUUUGUAAAUCAGACGCUCAUCCUCAUCCACAAUGGGAGGAAAUAAUCUACAGAGAUGAAGAGAGAAAAAAGUAUAUAUAUCUUACAUAGAAAGAGUCUAAGAAUUCCAGGAAUACGCGCUAAUCCGUAUCAUUAUUGGCAAUGGUGCAGAAUCAAAUAAAAGUCCUAAAGGAAGCCUACACUACAGUCAUAACAAACAAAUCAAAAUAUCACCUGAUCUACUUACUUGCUGAAGUCCUCCUCCUCAAGGUCGUCUCCUGAAUCCGGACCAGUGUCAUAAUCUUUCAGUCCGGCCUUGAGGACAUCCACUGAGCUGGAAAUAUCAGAAUUCCUGCAAACAAAUUUUAGAUGUAUCUGUUGGGUUUUCUAUCUACAACACUUCAUCCGCUUCGGAUGCCUCCUGGACACCUCCCUGGUGAGGUGUUCCCACCGGGAGGAGACUCCGGGGACAACCCAGGACACGCUGGAGA
This is a messenger RNA of Phycodurus eques (leafy seadragon), 1841 nucleotides long. RefSeq names its product stromal cell-derived factor 2-like 1 (gene sdf2l1). The transcript is spliced from 4 exons. NCBI's taxonomy places the organism in Eukaryota, Metazoa, Chordata, Actinopteri, Syngnathiformes, Syngnathidae. Bases 201 to 950 code for a protein of 249 amino acids. The record is from RefSeq and is a predicted model, not a curated record.